Molecule: messenger RNA, 1302 nt
Organism: Sphenostylis stenocarpa
Lineage: Eukaryota; Viridiplantae; Streptophyta; Magnoliopsida; Fabales; Fabaceae
Source: the annotation of a GenBank genome assembly
UUAAACCCGUUGGUCCCAACUUUGAGGCGUGAAUUAUACGCGUUUGUUGAAGACGGACGGUUCGAAAGACUAGAAGAUAAAGGGGGUCUUCCUCUCUUACCCCCAAGGAACAGGAUAGUGGGUGGUGAGGUGAGGAAAAAGAGGAGAGGGAAAAUGCAUAUGAAGAGCAGAGGUGCUGCAGAACUGACUGCAAGGAAUGUCCUGCACAGGAAAUGGGCUCUUCUGCUUUGCGUGGCAAGCUUCUGUGCUGGAAUGUUCUUCACAAAUAGGAUAUGGUCGAUGCUUGAAUAUAAGGAAAUUUCAAGGACUACUAGUGAGAUUGAAAGAAUAAAACUAAACUCUGAGGGUUGUAAUCUAAAUCUAGUUGCAAGGCCAAACUCAAAUUACAGUCAAGUGGAAGUUUUAAAUAAUCCGAACGCUGUCAAGAAUGAUGUCAAGAGACCAAGGAAGUCAGAGAAAGUUGAAUCAACCACGAGGAAAAAAUAUUUCAUGGUUAUAGGGAUCAAUACAGCUUUCAGUAGCAGGAAGAGAAGAGAUUCUGUUCGUACAACUUGGAUGCCACAAGCUAACGAAAGAAAGAAGUUGGAGGAAGAAAAAGGCAUAAUUAUACGAUUUGUUAUAGGUCACAGUUCUACAUCUGGUGGCAUUCUUGACAAGGCUAUUGAAGCAGAGGAGAGGCUUCAUGCUGACUUUUUGAGGCUGAACCACGUUGAGGGAUACCUAGAACUAUCAGCUAAGACAAAGACCUACUUUUCAACUGCUGUUGCCUUGUGGGAUGCAGAAUUUUAUGUCAAAGUUGAUGAUGAUGUUCAUGUCAAUUUAGCAACGCUUGGAUUGACUUUGAGUAUGCACCGUAUGAAAACUCGGGUGUAUAUUGGAUGCAUGAAAUCCGGUCCUGUCCUUGCUCAGAAGGGAGUGAAAUACCAUGAACCAGAAUACUGGAAGUUUGGAGAGGUGGGAAACAAGUACUUCCGUCAUGCUACAGGACAAUUAUAUGCCAUUUCGCAAGAUUUGGCUACUUAUAUAUCAAUAAAUCAGGAUAUGCUGCAUAAAUAUGCCAACGAAGAUGUUUCAUUGGGAUCUUGGUUUAUUGGUUUAGACGUGGAUCAUGUUGAUGAUAGGAGAAUGUGUUGUGGCACACCCCCUGAUUGCGAGUGGAAGGCGCAGGCUGGCAACAUCUGCGUUGCUUCGUUUGAUUGGAAAUGCAGUGGAAUCUGCAGGUCUGUUGAGAGGAUGAAAGAAGUUCACCUGCGUUGUGGGGAGGAUGAAAACGCUUUGUGGAGUGCAAGUGCAACCUUCUAA